AUGGUAUCAGAGUCGAACAUUGAUCAGUAUGAGAAUCAUCUUACAAUCAUAAAACAAAGAGAAGAGGUUCUUUAUAUUAUUGAAUUGAUCAUGAGGCUUUCUCUUGCUUUGUUUCCUCUUCUAUUUGCUUUAUUGUUAACUGUCACCAUAGAGGCAAGGAAAGAUACAGGAGAAUACUGGAAAAUGAUAAUGAAAGAUCAACAAAUGCCAGAAGGACUUCAAGGUCUUCUUUCAUUCCAAUUAGAAAAUAAUCCUAUGACUCAAGAGCAACUUGCUAAAGAUUCCAACCAUGAUUGUGAAGAUCCUAUUGCUACAAAUGCACAAGUUACUUUAGAGAAAAAGGUGUUCACGAAAGAUUUAGACACUAAGGUUACUAAAAUAAAUGACAAGUCACAUGUUAACACUGAUUUUGAAUCAAAACCAAGUGUUAGUAAGUAUGGUGAUUUUGAACCUAGACCAAGUGUUACUAAAUACGAUGAUUUUGAACCUAGACCAAGUAUUACCAAGUAUGAUGAUUUUGAACCCAGACCAAGUAUUACCAAGUAUGGUGAUUUUGAACCAAGACCAAGUGUUACCAAGUAUGGUGAUUUUGAACCAAGACCAAGUGUUACCAAGUAUGGUGAUUUUGAACCAAGACCAAGUCUUACCAAGUAUGGUGAUUUUGAACCAAGACCAAGUGUUACCAAGUAUGGUGAUUUUGAACCAAGACCAAGUGUUACCAAGUAUGGUGAUUUUGAACCAAGACCAAGUGCUACCAAGUAUGGUGAUUUUGAACCAAGACCAAGUGCUACCAAGUAUAAUAAUUAA
Molecule: messenger RNA, 807 nt
Organism: Sphenostylis stenocarpa
Lineage: Eukaryota; Viridiplantae; Streptophyta; Magnoliopsida; Fabales; Fabaceae
Source: the annotation of a GenBank genome assembly